GACGUUGAAUGUCCACUGUGCCGUCAAGUGUUUAACAGUUCGGUUUCUUUGACCAAAAAUUAUAUUGUUGGUGCUCUGCUGCAGUCAGUCACUGAAUUGGUCGAGGGACAGGAGGACUCUGAAACGGAUGCAAGCCUGAGAUUCUCGGUAUGGUGA
Messenger RNA from Gongylonema pulchrum, 156 nucleotides. NCBI's taxonomy places the organism in Eukaryota, Metazoa, Nematoda, Chromadorea, Rhabditida, Gongylonematidae. The record is from the annotation of a GenBank genome assembly.